Molecule: messenger RNA, 2133 nt
Organism: Raphanus sativus (radish)
Lineage: Eukaryota; Viridiplantae; Streptophyta; Magnoliopsida; Brassicales; Brassicaceae
Exons: 1
Coding region: 46-2133 (695 amino acids)
Molecular function (GO): zinc ion binding
Source: RefSeq, a predicted model, not a curated record
UGCAGAAACAAAACGAAGAAGAAGAAGGAAGGAAAGAGAGGCGACAUGGGAGAUGAGCCAGAGAGGGAUGAAACAGAGAGGUAUGAGGCAGAUUCAGAGGCAGAGAGAUAUGAGGCCGAGAGGAAUGAGCAACAAUUUGAUGAAGAAGCAAGAGUAGAAAGGAAUGUGGCUGAUUUUGUUGAUGAAGAUUUUGAUGAGUAUGCUACACCUGUAUGUUCAGACGAUGAUGAAGAUGGUGUUGAGAAAGAAGGGUACUUGAGGUACAUAAAAGGCAGUGGUGAUCUGAAAUUAAGACAAGCUUUUGACAGUUUGGAGGCUUUCAAAAAAGCUAUGGUUGACUAUGUGCUAAAGCAUAGGUGGAAUAUUAAGUAUGUGCGUUGGGAGAAAGACAAAUCAGAAUUGAAAUGUGCUAGUGAAGCUGAAGAAGGAGAGGAACAAUGUAUGUGGAAGAUUUACUGCUCUUAUGAAGAACCGUUGCAGAAAUGGCUAGUUAAAGUGUUAAUGAAGGAGCACACUUGCAUGAGGAGUGGACGUUCAAGACUGCUUACACAAGAGGUUAUUGCUGGGUUGUUCGUUGAUGACAUAAGGGAAAAUCCUAAAUUAAUGCCGAAAGAGAUUCUAGAAGAUAUUCAGAAGCGUUGGGAGUUAACUGCAACCAUAGAUCAGUGCAGGAACGCAAAGAAAAGGGCAUUAGAAAUUAUCAAAGAGGAGCAAGACUUACAGUUCUCACGGCUUAGAGAUUACAGAGUUGAGUUAUUAGAGUCGAAUAAGGACUCAUCAGUGCAUCUAGAGACAGUCCAAGGUGACGAUGGUAGUGAUGUAUUUUACAGAUUCUAUGUCUGUUUUGCUGCAUUGAAGAAGACAUGGACCUCCCACUGUAGACCUAUCUUUGGUCUUGAUGGAUGCUUUCUUAAAUGCACAACAAAAGGUCAACUGUUAGCAGCAGUCGGGAGAGACGCCAACAACCAGAUGUUCCCCAUUGCUUGGGCUGUUGUUGAUGUUGAAAAUGAACCCAACUGGAGAUGGUUUAUUGAGAAGCUGCAAAUCGACUUAAACCUGCAAGAUGGUAAUGGAUUUACUGUGAUUUCUGACAGACAAAAGGGGUUGUUAAAUGCUGUAGAAGAUUUAUUACCACGGGUCGAGCAUAGGAUGUGUGCAAGACACAUCUACGCAAACCUAAAGAAGGUAUAUCCUAACAGAGCUGACAUGAAAGGAUUGUUUUGGAAGGUCGCAAAGAGUUACAAUACAGCUCAAUACAACAAAAGGGUGGAUGAAGUUAAGGCAUACGACAUGGAUGUCUAUAACUCAAUGAUGAUGAAGAAUCCCAAAAACUGCAGCCUUGCUUUCUUCUCACCAACAUCUUCAUGUGAUGAUGUAAGUAACAACAUAUCUGAAUCCUUUAACCAUGCCAUAGACCCUGCAAGAUAUAUGCCAUUUGUGGAGAUGUUAGAGACGAUACGCCGAAGAGCUAUGCUUCGGAUAGAGGCAAGAAAAGUUAUAUCAAUGAAACACAGAGGAAAGUUUAGUAUUAAAGCAGUGGAGAGAGUGGAACUAGAGCAGACAAAGAUCAGGCCGUGUCAGGUAUAUCCUUGUGGUCAUGAAAGCUUUGAAGUGAAGGAGAAAAACUCAUCAUACAAAGUAAAGAUGUUGGAGCGUAGUUGUACGUGUAGAAAAUGGGAAAUUUCUGGGUUGCCUUGUCGUCAUGCACUGAAAGUUAUUGUAGAGAAGAAGCGAAAGAAAGAGGAUUACAUUGGUGAUUGCUAUCUCACUUCAAAGUGGAGAAUGCAAUACCAAACACCAAUUGAGGCUGUUCAUGGUGUGAAUUUUUGGAACAAGACUGACGAGGCUGUGAUUGUGCCUCCAACAGAAGAUACAGAUUCAGUGUUAGGAAGAAAGAAGAUUCCUAAGAGGAUAAAGGGGAAGAACGAGUCACCGAGCAAGAAGAAAACAAAGGUUACACAAGAGUCUCCAACAAAAAUUUCUAGAGCAAGAAGAACCAUCCAUUGUGGAAGAUGUGGAGCAGCUGGACACAACACACGAGGCUGUAUUGGCAUUGGUGUUGAGAUUCAACGUCCACCCAAGAAGAACAAGACAAGCUCCCAACAACCAAUGCUUAGCCAAGAGAUCAACUAA